GGCCGCCGAAGUGCCUGCGGGAGGACCGAGGCAGCUCAAGAAGGACGCCCAGCGCCUCCGCGGCUCCGCCCCGAUCGGCCACCUAGGACGCCGGAAUCGCCCGCCGACCUCGUCCUUCUCGUCAGUUUGGGCUGCGCUUCAACAUGUCUUCCAGUCCCCACGAGGGUAGCCUCGGCGGCCUCUUGCCCGCAGUCGACCUCGGGAUCGACUCCGAGGUGGUCGCCAAGCCUCGCCCUCCAGGACCCCAGUACGCCUUCCUCGAACCUUACACUCACGUCACGCGCGGUCCUUCCUCGUCCUCCCAGGCGGCCCAUUUCGACGGACCGGCUCAUGCGGACGGUUUCUUCUCCCGUCCAGAGUUCGACUCCUAUUCGAACUUCGACUCGCAUCCGGACGUCGACUCCCGUCCGAAUCUCAACUCCCAUUUGGACUUCGACUCCCGUCCGGUCGACUUCUACGCCAACGUCUUCGAUGACAGCUUCGAGGAGCACCUUGUUCCUGAUUUCCCGGACUACAAAGACCAGGGAUACAGCCUCCACUCCCCGGGGCCGAGCCACUCCCACUCCCACUCCCACUCUCCCCCUGUUAGGCCGCAUCAUUCGAAACCGCCCUGUAGAGCGAGAAACCCCCCUCCUCGUUUCCCCCGGCCUCCUGGACUCCUGCCGAUCCCAGUGCCUUCGUCCUUCCGCGGGAAUGGCCCUCGUCAGUAUCGCAAUACCGGCUGCCCUCCGUCGCGCCCCUCCCACCACCAUCACCAGCGCGAGGGGUCGUCCUUCCCCCCCACGUCGAGCCCCCACGACUUCAAUCUCGACGACCUUCCUCACAGCAUUCAGGACAUCAAGGAGAUCCUAAAAGACCCGUCCUACGAAGCGGACUACUACAGAGAAUCCUUCAGGACCAAACAGCGCCCUCUCCUGGACCUCCCUCUAGAAGACGACGCACCAGAUGACGCCGUAGGGUCUUUGUAUGGCUCAGGCGGACGAGCACCCGAUGCCUUUCUAUCAGAUUCAGGCAGCGACGUCGAGCGAUUAAGGGCAGCCAUCCUGGAGAGAGAUCAGGAGUUCGAUAAGCAAGUCAGGAGUCGGUUCGGUAACUCUCCUGACGCAGACGUUGCCAGAAGACGAAAGAGAAGAUAA
Messenger RNA from Penaeus indicus, 1136 nucleotides. RefSeq lists its product as uncharacterized. Lineage: Eukaryota; Metazoa; Arthropoda; Malacostraca; Decapoda; Penaeidae. The record is from RefSeq and is a predicted model, not a curated record. Bases 144 to 1136 code for a protein of 330 amino acids. The transcript has 2 exons.